This is a messenger RNA of Empidonax traillii (willow flycatcher), 873 nucleotides long. RefSeq names its product choline/ethanolaminephosphotransferase 1-like. NCBI's taxonomy places the organism in Eukaryota, Metazoa, Chordata, Aves, Passeriformes, Tyrannidae. Gene Ontology annotation, molecular function: ethanolaminephosphotransferase activity; diacylglycerol cholinephosphotransferase activity. Bases 1 to 750 code for a protein of 249 amino acids. Gene Ontology annotation, cellular component: endoplasmic reticulum membrane; Golgi apparatus. The record is from RefSeq and is a predicted model, not a curated record. Gene Ontology annotation, biological process: phosphatidylethanolamine biosynthetic process. The transcript has 5 exons.
AUGCCCGGGCGGGCUCUCAGAUGUAACCCCCGUUCCCUCUGGUUUAUUGGGGUCCCUGGCCCCGUGUGGGUGGAUUUUGGGAUUGGGGAAUUCCCGGUUGGGCUCUCAGGGUGUCUCUCCGCGCGUAGAUUCGAUGUGACAGAGUCCGUGCUCUGCACUGUGGCCAUCCAGCUGCUCUCGGGAAUUCUGGGACCCUGGGUCUGGAAUUACACGAUUCCAAUCCUGAACAUCCAGGUGAAAAUAUUCCCAGCUCUCUGUACUGUGGCAGGAACCAUCUUCUCCUGCACCAACUACUUUGGAGUGAUCUUCACAGGGGGAGUUGGCAAAAAUGGCUCCACCAUAGCAGGCACCAGCGUGCUGUCGCCCUUCCUGCACAUCGGCUCGGUGAUCGCCCUGGCUGCCAUGAUCUACAAGAAAUCUGCCGUGCAGCUCUUCGAGAGGCACCCCUGCCUUUACAUCCUCACCUUCGGCUUCGUCUCGGCCAAAAUCACCAACAAGCUGGUGGUUGCACACAUGACCAAGAGUGAGAUGCACUUCUAUGACACAGCUUUCAUUGGCCCAGCCCUGCUCUUCCUGGACCAGUAUUUCAACAGCUUCAUUGACGAGUACAUCGUGCUCUGGAUUGCCCUGGUGCUGUCCCUGCUGGAUUUGCUCCGGUACUGCGUCAGCGUCUGCUCCCAGAUCGCCGCCCACCUCCGCAUCCACGUGUUCCGCAUCCAGGGCUGCGCCUCCCACUCCAACCACCACUAGGAGACCGGGAAUCUCCGGGAAAACCAGGAAAGGGUUGCUUUGCUACACGACCAGGUGGCGCAGGAGACUCGAGGCACAGCGACGAGAACCAAGUAAUUUAUACUCAUAAUCAAUGUUGUCUAA